Eutrema salsugineum is the source of this 1120-nucleotide messenger RNA. Its product is annotated as probable 3-hydroxyisobutyrate dehydrogenase-like 2, mitochondrial. The transcript has a single exon. The record is from RefSeq and is a predicted model, not a curated record. The coding region runs from base 71 to 976 and encodes 301 amino acids. Gene Ontology annotation, molecular function: NADP binding; NAD binding; oxidoreductase activity. NCBI's taxonomy places the organism in Eukaryota, Viridiplantae, Streptophyta, Magnoliopsida, Brassicales, Brassicaceae.
AAAUGAGUCCAGAGAGCUUACUUUUUAUUUUUAUUUUUAAUUCUCUCACAAAAUCUUCAUUCGUUCUCAAAUGGAAACUCCAUACCCGAAACUCAUCAUUCCAUCGAAGACUCGAAUCGGAUGGAUCGGAAUCGGAAUAAUGGGAUCGGCCAUGGUCUCUCAUAUCCUCGACGCAGGCUAUUUGGUCACCGUCUACGCUCGCGACCUCCGUAAGUCAAAGGAUCUGCAAACCAAAGGAGCUCGCACCGCCAAUACCCCCAAAGAGCUAGCGGAGACGAGCGACGUUGUCUUCACGAUGGUUGGAAACGCUAACGAUGUCCGAUCGCUGCUUCUCGGUUCCGAUGGUGUACUCUCGGGACUCAAACCCGGCGGAGUAACCGUGGACAUGACUAGCAGCCAGCCAGCACUGGCGCGUGAGAUAUACGCGGAGGCGAGACGAAGGAAUUGCUAUGCGAUUGACGCGCCGGUAUCGGGUGGCGACGCCGGAGCACGAGAGGGGAAGCUGACGAUUUUCGCCGGCGGAGAUUCCGAGAUCGUGGAGUGGUUGUCUCCGGUGAUGAAGAACAUGGGAACUGUGAGGUAUAUGGGAGCGGCGGGGAAAGGGCAGAGCUGCAAGAUCGGGAAUCAGAUCUGUGUAGGAAGCAACAUGGUGGGACUCGCGGAAGGGAUGGUGUUCGCCGAGAAGGCGGGUUUAGAUCCAGUGAAGUGGCUCGAGGCGGUGAAGGACGGUGCAGCUGGAUCGGCGGUUAUGCGGUUGUUCGGGGAGAUGAUGGCGGAGAGGGAUUAUAAGGCGACGGGGUUUGCGGAGUAUAUUGUGAAAGAUUUGGGAAUGGCGGCGGAGGAAAGUGACGUGGCGGCGAUGCCUGGUGCUGCUCUGAGCAAACAGUUGUUCUCUGGAAUGGUGGCGAAUGGAGAUGGCAAGUUAGGGAUUCAAGGCGUCGUCUCUGUUAUUAGAAGACUUAACGGCAUUUCCUGAUUAACAGUAUUAACACUUUUUGUUAAGUGUUUUUUGGUUAAAUUAAGCAAACUUGUCUUCGACUUGGUGUGUAGAAUUUGUGAGAUAUGAAAGGUUACAGGAAUAAACAUCAAAAGUGUGUUCGCACUAUGAAAGAUUACAAAA